Molecule: messenger RNA, 1366 nt
Organism: Panonychus citri (citrus red mite)
Lineage: Eukaryota; Metazoa; Arthropoda; Arachnida; Trombidiformes; Tetranychidae
Product: oligoribonuclease-like
Exons: 3
Coding region: 16-963 (315 amino acids)
Cellular component (GO): mitochondrion
Molecular function (GO): nucleic acid binding; 3'-5'-RNA exonuclease activity
Source: RefSeq, a predicted model, not a curated record
UAACCCAAAAGCAAAAUGAUCGAAAAGGUAAACAAAUGCUACGUAGCAUUUGUUUACUUUUCUUUGUGUUGGUUACUUGUUACUCUGUGUCCAGAGGCUGAGCCCAAUUGUGGUAAAUUAAACAGUAAACAAUCAAUUAGAAUUGACGAUUUUAAGUACAAAUUAACUUUUCUCUCUCAACUGGGUGGUUUCUUCUUGCAUCAGGGUUACAGUUCACUUAUUGGUUCAUUCCUGAUCAAUCAAUUACCAUCACAAUUAAUAUCAUCAUCGUUUCUUUGUAAAACCUUUUCAUCAACAAUAAAUUCAUCAAACAACAACAACAACAUGGAGAUGCCUGAUGAAACUAAACUUCAUUAUUAUGAGACUCAUUCGGACAUUGUUUGGGCUGAUUGUGAGAUGUCCGGUCUUGAUAUUGAUAAAGAUCAACUUCUCGAAGUGGCCGUGAUCAUCACCGAUUCAAAUUUAAAUGAGAUCGCCACCCUUGGCCCUUUGGUGAUCAAAACAGAUCCUCAUGUCUUAUCCAAUAUGGAUGAAUGGUGUACCCGUAAUCACACAAAGACAGGACUCUAUCAGGCUUGCCUUGAAUCACAAUUAACUGUUGAUCAGGUUGAUCAGCAAUUAUAUGAUCUAUUAGCUUCAAGGAAUAUGAAAUUAGCUGUUCUCGCUGGUAAUUCAAUUGCUUUUGAUAAAUUGUUUCUCUCCAAAUUUUGUCCCAAAUUUUCAUCUCUCCUUCAUUACCGAACCAUUGAUGUUUCUAGUUUUAAAGAGGUUAUCAAGCGUUGGUACCCAAAUGAAGUCAAUCUUAAAAAAAGGAAUCUACACCGAGCUUUAGAUGACAUUAGGGACUGUAUAACUGAACUACGUUACUAUCGGAAAAAGUUUUUCAGACAACCAUUUAAUGACAAUCAUAAGAAUGACAUGUCUAGUCCUAAUUGGUAUAGAAUUAAGGAAACACAAGAAUAAUCACAACAAUUAACUGAUGAUGGAAUUCAACACACUGCCAAUCCUUUUGUUUUGUUUUUCUUUCGGAGAGAAAAAAAAAGAUAUUUGCUCAACAAAUAAUCUUCUUCUUGGUAUCUUACCUCAUUUCGAUUUCACUUUCACUUUCUCUUUCUCUCUUUCUAUCCUUUUUCUUAUUCUUUUGGUCAGUUUACCGGCCAGUGUAGUGACCAGUUAUCCAGAAAGAAAGAAACAAACCUUAUGUUUUCUAGAGUUAAAAAUCAAUUUUGCACAAAAAUUAACACAAAAUCUACACCAUUGGAUUAGAUGAAUAUCCUUUCAUAUCAUAACACUUGAAAUAUAUAAUCACCAUCUCCGAAUUAUUGAAAUAAUAAUAAAAUAGAACAAUUUCCAAAAGAUAAAACAA